GCUAAGAUAGCUGCGCUAUAGACUUUUUUUUGAUUUCAAUAUAAAAAAAAAAAGGAAAAUGAUUCACUCGGCUUCUCGAAAGCCUUUAAUGGUAAAACUCGGUUUGCAGAUUGAUCAGCUUGAUUAUAAAUACAUUGAAACUUGUUGUGAUAGCAAACAACUUGAAAAGAUAUUGCAAGUUCUAGAAAGCGGAGAAGAAGGAAUAUACCCAGAUUUAACAAGGUUCUGCAAAAGCAGAUUGAAAGAAGUAUCUCCGAAUAGUAAGUUCGUGCAGCCUUUGGUAAAAAUAUCUAGCUAUGCAGAUCUCUCUAAAGAAGAAAGUGACAGAAUUCAAAAGGACAUGCAGAACUGGUGUGACACUUUUUCACAGCAGGAAACAAACAAGCUACAUGGAGUCAUUUCUGCAACAACAGAUAACUUACCACCAAUAAGGAAAAAAACAGUUUUGUCGAAAGAAGGAAGUAACGCGGAAAAACUAACAUUGGGACAAAAUUCAUCAACAUUAAAGAGAUGCAAACCUCGUAGUUUUAAAGAUUGGGACAAAUUUAACGUUGAAGAAGAAUUAAAGAAAUUAGAUGAAGAAAAGCCUGAAAGCUUACAUGAAAAAGAAGAAGCAAGAAAGCAUUUGGAUUUAGAUACAAAAAUUCCUAUUUCUGGUUUAUCUGAAAGAGAAUGUGAACAUAUUGCCAAUUUAGAAAAAACCAAAGGAAAUGAAGCUUUUAAAGCUAGAGAAUAUGAAGAAGCUGUGCUAUACUACACACGGAGUCUUUCAGUGUUCAAAAUGGCCUCGACGUUUAAUAACAGAGCACAAGCAUGUAUGUUCUUAAAAAUAUUUAUGAAAAUUAUUCGAUUUGGUUUCACAUUUUCCUCAAGAAGAAUAUUUGAAGAUAUCAAACUGGCAAAUUACCCAGCAGCAAUAUUUGACUGUAAUGAAGUAAUAAAUUUGGAACCAAACAACAUAAAAGCAUUAUACAGAAGAGGUUUAGCUUAUAAAGAAGGAGAAAUUUAUGAUUUAGCCAAGCUGAAUUUUAAACUGAUUUUGAUGAUCGACCCCACAAAUAAAUCAGCUAAGGAUCAGCUUGAAGAAAUAAAGAAGUUACAGUUACAAAAAAGACCAGAAGAACAGCGUGCCAUGAUUGAAGAAAUUGAAUCUACACUCGCAGAUGAAGAAAGCAGUAAAGAAUCCAAUAUCACAACAAAACAAGAAUCAAGUACCAGACUCGCAAUACAGGAGAUUGUAAGCAAUAGUCAGCAUCAGCAAACACUUGACGAAAUCUGCGGAAAUUAUAAAGCUGAAGAUGACAUUCCGUCUUUGUCCCAAAAGGCAAGAGAGAUUUUAAGUAUUUUUCCACAAAAAAAAGACAAAACUGAUUCAACUAAUUCAUUAAAUUCGAAGCGUACUUGUAGUAAAAAAAAUGAUAUAGAAGAAAUGGGACAUUCCUUUACUUACAUUAUCACUGAAGACUGUAUUGAAAAUACUAGGAAGAAGCUGGAAGAAAACAGUUCUAAAAAGACCAAUUCGAAAUCUCCAGUCGAAGCAGAACAGCCACAAAAAGAAUGUAUGGACAUUCGGAUCGAAAGUAAUUCGUCUCCUAAAAAUGAAAACUCUUCAGUUUCUGAGAAACAGGAUUUCUCAGUCCCAGGAAAUAAAACUAAUCUUAAGAAUAAAAAAAAUUAUAUCAUGCUAGAAGGAAUUAAAACGCGUGAAACUAAAGCUAUAAAACAAAUUUGGAACAAAAAUGAAAUGAAAGCGAAUGAUUCAGAAAGCAUUUAUAAAGAAACGGUUUCCCAAAAUUAUGCAAAUAAUGAGAAAGUAAAACUGGAAUUCACUUCUCCUACUCAUUCAAAUUUCUUAAAACUUAAGCCAAUUGAAAGAAAUACAAUUAAAUUUCGCACCAAGAAAAAGGUUACACCAUUUGAAUUUCUUCAAAUAUGGUAUUCUAGCAAUGCAAAUUCUGACAGUAAUAUUGGUGCUCAAUGUCUGAGUUUAGUAAAACCUGAGGAGUUCCCUACUAUGGUCACGAAUAAAAUUGAUGGUUAUAUGUUAAAUGGAUUACUUAAAGCUAUUUGCAACAUCAUCACAACAGGAGAAUCAGAAGAUGGCAUAAAAUACCUACAGUUCUUAACAAAAAUCCCUCGUAUAAGUACAGUAGCAAUGUUUCUAUCAGCUGAAGAAAAGAAAGGUAUUAAUACUUUAUUUUCAAUCAUGGAAAAUGAACAUGGUGUGGACAUGAUUUCAAUUAAAAGAAUUUUGAUGAUUUAAAAACACAACAAAAGUUUUCUGAAAGUACCGUUGGUAAGUAAUUAAAAAUAUCACUGUUGGUAAGAAUGUAGGACUGCAAAAGAAAGGUGUCACAAAAAUCCACUUCCCAACAAAAUGAAUUCCUCCUUUACAUGGAGAAUAAAUGUUACAUGAAAAAAUAAUAAUAAUAAUAAUGACUAGAAUAUUACAAAACAGUGAAUGUACAAUCAGUAUAUAUUUGGAUAUUACACAGAAAAUGUGAUAAUAAUCUAGUUAUUAAUAGUUCAACUAAAAUGCUGCCAAAUUAAACAAAUACAUACAUAACAAUCAUCAUUUUUGUGAUCUAUGAAAAGUAAAGAAUUAGCUUUUGGAUGCAAUACUUUGCAAGCAACCACUUUGACACAUUUGUUUACAUCUUUCUUCUUACAUCAUCAUUUUCAACAAUAGAUAGCAAUUACUAUGUUAUUAUUAAAAUGAAAAUUGAAGAAGCAAAUGUUGAAAUCAUUAAAUCUAAAUGUCAAAAACUUGGAUGACUAAAGCAAUGAACAGCAUGAUGACCUACCUGUGCUUGUGACUAAUUAUGAGGUAUCACUUUAUGCAAAAAGGAAGAUAGGAAGCUCUACAUCUGCACAGAAUAUAAGUGCAGAUCUUGUAAAACUGGAAAAUUUCAGAAGCAAAAGACAAAUUACACUCAAUGCAUUUUUUUAGAAUGUGAAAUGGUCAAAUUUAUCAUACAUGUAUUAUUUUUUCCCUAUACAAUUUAUAGUACAAAUAUUUUCUGCAUCUACUCGAAUUAGUUCAUUAAAUUGGGGCAAAAUGAACUAGUCUCAGCUACUCCCUAUUAAAUGGAAUCAGCUGUAUCUCAAAGAGUGUGUACUGAAAGAAAAGUUUCAAGACUUUAGAAUGCAGCAAAUAUUACAAAGCGGGGAGGAGUCCAGUUUUCAAAAACUUUCUAUCUUAAUGUUUAGUAUGUAUAUCUAUUAAAACAAAUGAAAAGGCAAGACCAGUGAUAUGACUGUAAAAUGUAAUUUUAGUUCAGCUUAUGGAGUAACAGAUUUUAAGAAAAUGAGCAGUACAUGAUAAAAAUCCAAAUUAUCUAUUUACAAACUUGCUAGCUAAAAUUCUGAGAUAUUAAGUGUACAGUUGGUUAGAUUAAUGACGACUCAGGGGGGGAAAAAAUUAAUUUUACUUGUAAAAUGCUGGCCUAAAUUUUGUUAAAUUCAUUUCUAAAUUUAAUACAUAGAAAGGCAUUUUUCAAUUAGAAAAGAGAAAAACUAAACAAUGGUUAGUUUAUUUAUCUUCCGAUCAAAAAUAAAAUGAUUAAUAAGCAAUUAAAGAAGAAAAUAUUAAUAUUUAUUUCUGAAUUAGAAAAAUUUUAUCUUUUCUAUACAUAAAUUUAGUUUUUUUUUUUUUUUUUUUCCUCUCUUUUUUAAACACAUUAAAGACCAGAAUUCAAAUACGAUGUUCAUUUAAAAAUUGUUCUCAUUUUCUACACUCAUUAGAAGGAUGCUGUAUGAAUUUAAUCAUAUCUGAUUUUCCUUUAUAUCUACUGAUAUUUUCUUUAUUUCUACUGAUUAGUCUGACUUUUCUUUAAGCCUACUAACAAGUUUGAAAAUAAUUUGGUAAUAAUAGAUGGAUCAAUAUUAAAUGCCAUACUGAUAUUGAAGGUAAUCACGUGAGUCACCGAGUCACACUGAAAUCAUGCACAUUUAAGGUUCUCUAGCAUUAAAAUUUGUUAACAUUUAGCAUCUACUUUUAUAUUAUAGUUAUAAUACAUCAGCACAGAGUAAAAGAAUUAUAACUUAUUUACAAAUUUCAUAGUUCACAACCAUAUAAAUAUGCAUCCCAAAAAUGUGCACUAGCCUUUAAUGCACAAAAUGUAAUUUUAGACAUUUCAAUUUCAUUACAUAUCUUAUUCAUUUAAAUACGGUUUGAUAUUUUCACUAGAGUAAACAUGCUGACAUAAACUACCGUAUUUAAUGGGAUAUAAGACGCACCCUUAUUUAGAAGGCCACACACAAGGAAAAAAAGU
This is a messenger RNA of Stegodyphus dumicola, 4274 nucleotides long. RefSeq lists its product as uncharacterized. Lineage: Eukaryota; Metazoa; Arthropoda; Arachnida; Araneae; Eresidae. Gene Ontology annotation, cellular component: cytosol; mitochondrion. The record is from RefSeq and is a predicted model, not a curated record. Gene Ontology annotation, molecular function: heat shock protein binding.